Messenger RNA from Salvelinus namaycush (lake trout), 1575 nucleotides. RefSeq names its product synaptotagmin-9-like. The record is from RefSeq and is a predicted model, not a curated record. Gene Ontology annotation, biological process: regulation of calcium ion-dependent exocytosis; cellular response to calcium ion; regulation of dopamine secretion. Lineage: Eukaryota; Metazoa; Chordata; Actinopteri; Salmoniformes; Salmonidae. Bases 1 to 1575 code for a protein of 524 amino acids. Gene Ontology annotation, cellular component: dense core granule; membrane. The transcript has 8 exons. Gene Ontology annotation, molecular function: SNARE binding; calcium-dependent phospholipid binding; phosphatidylserine binding.
AUGCCUGGCGACAGAGAGGACGAGAUUUGUCAAAAAGCACUAGAACUACUGUCUGACCUGUGCUCUAAAGGGGAAGUACAGAAUGAGAACUGUCUGGAUUUCAUUUACCAUUUCCGGGACCUCGCCAGACCACGCUACACGGACUCAGAUGUGUCAGUGAGCCUGCUGUCCCUGGUGGUGACAGCCUGUGGCCUGGCCCUGUUCGGGGUCUCAAUCUUCGUCUCCUGGAAGCUCUGCUGGAUCCCAUGGAGGGAGCCCGUCGACCCCCUUGUCCCCACCCUCGACCGCCGUGAGUCCCAUCGCUGCUCCAUUGUCCCUGUGGCAUCUGGGACCGUGACGGGGCCGGUGACCCCCGUAUCACCGCCCCCCAUAGCGGCGAUCAUCCCCAUCCCAGAGGCGGCCAUGAAGAUUAGCCACACGUCUCCAGACAUCCCCCUAGAGUCCCAGAGUAAAGGCCGCGAGAACGGGGUCCACACCAACCCUCGUACGCAGAGGCAGACUACUGAGCCCUCACCCUCCGUCCGGUCUAACUCUAUUCGUAGAUUAUCCGUAAACAGGUCCAACCCGGACUUUAACGUGGCCCAGUUCCAGAGACAGGACUCCCUGACUGGGAUGGGACUGGGUCUGGGCCGUCUCAAACCAGAGCUUUAUAAGCAGCGCUCCUUGGAAGGGGAUGAGGGCGGCCGGCGGGGCGGAGGCUGUGGACACCUACACUUCAUUCUCAAGUUCGACUGUGACCUGGAGCAACUAAUCGUCAAGAUCCACAAGGCGCAGGAUCUCCCCGCCAAGGACUUAUUGGGCACCUCGGACCCCUACGUCAAGAUCUACCUACUACCGGACCGGCAGACCAAGCACCAGACCAAGGUUCACCGCAAGACACUCAACCCCGUGUUCGAUGAAGUAUUCCUGUUCCCCGUGGAGUACGCUGAGCUGCCGACUCGCAAGCUGCACUUCAGUGUUUAUGACUUUGAUCGCUUCUCGCGCCACGAUAUCAUCGGCCAGGUGGUGGUGGACAACUUCCUUGAUCUGGUGGACUUCCCUGCAGAGACAAAGCUUUGCCGGGACAUCCAGUAUGUCUCCACGGAUAAUGUGGACCUGGGAGACCUGAUGUUCUCUCUGUGCUACCUGCCCACUGCCGGCAGACUGACCAUCACCAUGAUCAAGGCCAGGAACCUUAAGGCCAUGGACAUCACUGGGGCAUCAGACCCGUAUGUGAAGGUCUCGCUAAUGUGUGACGGUCGGAGAUUAAAAAAGAGGAAAACUUCAACUAAAAGGAACACUCUGAACCCUGUCUACAAUGAAGCCAUAGUCUUUGAUGUCCCCCCAGAGAACAUUGACCAGAUCGGCCUUAUGAUCGCCGUCAUGGACUACGACCGUGUAGGCCAUAAUGAGGUCAUCGGGGUGUGUAAAGUGGGCACCGAUGCAGAGCACCUGGGCCGAGACCACUGGAACGAAAUGCUGUCUUACCCGCGAAAACCCAUCGCCCACUGGCACCCGCUCAUAGAGUACCAAGGCACCACAGGCGGGAGCCAGGCAGGGUCCUGUAAUUCCCUGAAGACUCCUCCGUCUCCGUAA